AUUACCUUUUUCAUGUCUACCACCAUUUUGCACACGUGACAGGCUCAAGUGAUUGAUGUUAUGUGAAGUAUUUACAUUCCUCUAAUAGUGUUUGAUUUGGUGUAUUCAGUUGCUGGAUUAAGGAGAGAAAUGGAUAAAGUCUCUGCAUUUGAAAAAACAUUUGUUGAGAAGAUCAAUGACCUGGAAAAUAGGCUGAAAAAUGAUGAAUAUGAGUUUCAAAGAAAGAAUAAAAUAAUUUCAGAGCUAGAAGCACAGUUGGCAGCAACAAAAGUCAGUGUUUGCAGCCGAGCUCAAAUUGAAGAGAUAUCCACCCAAGUAGUCACAAUAAAUGAAACAUUCUUUUAUUUCAGAAGAACAAACUGCAAGUUCAGCAAAAGAAAUUUCUUAUCAUUGUGUUUCCUUAGUCAAUAACACCUUCAGAAAACUAUAUCAGCAAAGGAUACUGUCAUACGGAAUCUAGUGUCUGAGAAAGAGGCAUUGCAUUUUGAGGCAAGAAGUUUAGCAAAUAUAUUACAGAAAAUCCAGAAUGCUGUUGCACAUAUGAAUGAAGAGGAUAGAAGGGUCGUCUCCUCAAAGUUGGAAAGUCAAGACGAUUGUGAAAUGAAUACAUCAGACGAAGAUAAUCGGAUUCGGGAUAAAACUAAACAAAGUGCUGAACAAUCUCCAAUUAAGACUUGUAGAAUGGAUGCUGCAGAGAAUAGAGCUUCGCAGCAGCAAUCGCAGGGGUAUAAUUCAACCAGCAACCACUUGCAAGCAAGCAAUACUUUCAACUCAUGUGUUUCAGAGUCUGCCUGUUCUCAACUCUCGGCUUGUUCUGAACCUCAACCACCUCCUAAUGUUUUGAUUAUCUCUGUGAACGAACGAAUGGAUACCAGUGGAAUACCAGUGCACAAACUUGAUUCAGAGUGCUCGACCACCCAAGCAGAAACGUCCAAAUAUCCAGGUUAAAUUCCAGUUAACCAUUAUUUGCUAUUUUUUGACGAUAGCCUUUUUGAACAUUAUUCAAAUACCUAUAUAUAUAUAUAUUUUAAUUCAUUCAGAAGCAGAUGCUUGAUUAUAUAUGGAUUAUGUG
This is a messenger RNA of Hibiscus syriacus, 1072 nucleotides long. RefSeq lists its product as uncharacterized. The record is from RefSeq and is a predicted model, not a curated record. Bases 541 to 948 code for a protein of 135 amino acids. The transcript is spliced from 8 exons. Lineage: Eukaryota; Viridiplantae; Streptophyta; Magnoliopsida; Malvales; Malvaceae.